Zerene cesonia (dogface butterfly) is the source of this 3120-nucleotide messenger RNA. RefSeq lists its product as uncharacterized. Gene Ontology annotation, molecular function: pyruvate kinase activity; magnesium ion binding; potassium ion binding. Gene Ontology annotation, cellular component: cytoplasm. The record is from RefSeq and is a predicted model, not a curated record. Lineage: Eukaryota; Metazoa; Arthropoda; Insecta; Lepidoptera; Pieridae. The transcript has 16 exons. Gene Ontology annotation, biological process: glycolytic process. The coding region runs from base 1 to 3120 and encodes 1039 amino acids.
AUGGAAAGCACGAGGCGUACCCUUCCAGUAGCAUCUAUAGCUUUGGCUGAUGAAAAAUCAAUUCUCUCAGAGCGGCUAGAAAAACCGUAUAGACUAACUACCUUUAUCGUUACUUUUUGUGAAGGGAUAUUAACAUCAGUGGAUAUACAGCAAUUCAUUGAAUUGGGUCUGCACAUCAUCAGUUUUAAAAUGAGCAACGUGACAAGAACAGACAAAAUAAAAUUAUUGGCUAUGCUCAAAAGCGCUGUGAAGGGUGCUUGCAGAAAAUAUGACGUAUCAACUUGGCCAAUAGCCAUUUCCAUAGAUUUGCCAAGUGCCACCAUCCGAACCGGUGUUAUACGAGCAGAUAUAGGUAACUGCAUAACAUUGAAGGAGAAUGACGUUACUGAAAUCACAAGCAACGAUUAUUACAUUAACAGAUGCUCCGCCGAAAAAAUAUACAUUGACGAUAAAAACACUUUGAAAAUUAUAAAACCUGGCCAAGAAAUUGUAAUAGUUUACAGUGAUAUUUCAUUGGUUUGCAUGGAAACCAAUUCUCAGUUCAUUCGAUGUAAAGUUAUUAAAGGUGGUGUCCUUCGAAAUAGAGAACACAUUAUUUUUCGAGGAUUACCAAACCUUAAAGAAGAUAUUGCAACCAUCGAUAUAGAGUUGAUUGAAUUUGCUAAGGAGUUUGAGCUCGACAUAGUUACGAUUAAUUACGUUCGUCAAACCAGUGUCGUACAAAGAGUCAGAAAUCUGUUUCCGAUAGAAUUGAAUCCACUUGUAAUAAGCACAAUUUGCGAUCAACAAGGUUUGGAUAACAUUGACGUUAUUAUUCAGGAAUCAGAUGGUAUUAUACUCGCGCGUGAAUUCCUGGUAUUUCAAAUAUCCAACAAAUAUAGUAUGCAUGCUAUUGAGCUUCAGAUUAGUGCGAAAUGUCAAAAGGUUGGGAAGCCAUUUUUCGUAUCUGGCAAUAUUCUUGAAAAAACUUUAAUGAAAGGGAAAUUAUCGUACAGUGAAUUAUCUGAUAUAACGAACGCGGUACUACAUAAGAGUGGUUUCGUCCUAAAGAAUUAUUGUGACGCUGAAAAUUUACUAAAAUCUCUAAAAAUAUUGGACUCAGUUUGUCGAUUUGUUGAAUCUAUGCAUAAAAUUGAUAGCACGUGGAAGAUAUCAACCGAGAUAGAUACGCCAGUAAAUGCAGCUGAAGCCUGUCUCUCCGCGUGUGCUCUAACGGCCAAACAAGUCGGGGCUCUGGUCAUAGUUCUGACCACAGUGACAGGCAGAACUGCCGCUCGACUGUCCCUAAUAGCGCCCGAUGCAAUAGUGUUGGCGGUCACUUCAAAACCAGCAGUGGCUAGGAAGUUGAGGUUCUAUAGAGGGUUAAUACCGAUUAUAUACGAUAAAGAACGUGAAGCUAACUGGUACGAAGAGACAGUCGCUCGCGUACGAUUUGCGGUUUGUUACGGUAUCAAAAAUGAACUACUGAAGUACGGCUACACAUUUGUAGCUUUAAGGAAAUCUCAUUACACCAGCUCUUUCGCUGAUAAUAUAAGUAUUUGGAAUGUGUCUGUGGCAGAAGAACAUGCGAGAUACAGUCAUCCUCAAAUUUUAGAUCGCCCUUGCAACCGGUUUAGAAGAUGUCCGGUUAUCGUCACCUUAUCCGACACACAAAUAACACCUGUCGAAAUUCAAAAAUUGUUAGAAGUUGGUAUGAAUGUAGCGAAAUUUAAAAUGUCCUUCACCACAAAGGGAGACAGGAUUCGAAUGCUCGGAAAAGUGGACAAAGCUGCGUUGGCGUGUUGUCGUAAAUUUGGCGUCCACGAUUGGCCAGUAGCUACUUGCAUCGAACUGAAAACGUGUAUCGUUAAAACAGGCCUUCUAGAAAAUAAUGCAGAUUUUAUAGCAUUUAAAGAAGGAAUGCAUGUAGUUCUUACAUGUAGACUGUCGCAUUACAAUAAAUGUAGCCUAAAAAAGGUGUUCGUUGACAAUCCCACUCUAGCCAAAGACAUCAAAGAAGGAACAGAAAUCUCCAUUGGAUCAGAUGAAGUUAUAAUGAAAUGUGAAGCUAUUCUGGAUGAGGAGAAUAUUAAGUGCAUUGUAGUGAAGGGUGGCCAGUUAGGUAACGUCUGUAAUGUGUGUGCUAGAGGUGUUGCUCACAACCAACCAAUUAUAACUAAGAAGGAUCUAGACAUGGUUAAAUUUGCAUUGCAGUACCAGAUUGAUAUGAUAAUUGUAAAUUAUGUAAGAAAAGCAGAAACCCUCACUGAAAUAAAGAAGUACAUGGGAAAGAUGUUAAGGCCUUUGAUAUUCGGUGGCGUUUGUACGCAAGAAGGUCUGGAAAACAUAGAUGACAUUAUUAAGGAAUGUGAUGGUAUUAUACUGUCGAGGGAAUUUUUACCAUUUGAAAUAGAUGUAUCGCAAAAAUUUCGUUUAGCCCAUAUACAAAAAUGGGUGUGUGGAAAAUGUAUGCAGGCAGGUAAGCCGUUUUACUUAUCCGGUGGAGUUUUCAAGGAAGCACUGAAGACUGGAUUAUUCUAUGACAAUGAAAUAUCCGACGUAGUGAAUGCACUUAUGGAUGGAGUUAGCGGCUUUAUUCUCAGAGAUUGCUUUAACGUUGAUAAUACGUAUGAAGUCCUGCAUGCUAUUAAUGAGACGUGUUACUUCGUUGAACCCAUUGUUGCUAGUAAGAGCAAUUUUUGGAGGAUUCUUGAUGAGGCGAAAUCACCGAUAAAUGCAGCCGAGGCAGCCGUCAUGUCUUGUGCGUUAGUCGCCAACCAGACAAAAUCGCGAGUUAUCAUCGUACCCACAGUGACCGGCAAAACACUGAAGGCCCUUCACCGCAUGAGACCCGCGUGCCUUGUUAUCUCUCUCAGCAAGAAGAUCAGUGUAUUAAGGCUACUUCAUACGUAUAGAAGCGUAAUGCCCCUCAUGUACAAAGAAUCACCAGAGUCAUCGAAAAAUUGGCAGGAAGCAAUCGAAAGGCGAAUUGAUUACGCCAUAGAAUACGCAGUACAACGGGGCUGGUUGGUGUACGGAGAUAUGUAUGUGACGCUGCAGCGAGGAUCCGAUGAUAGCUCCUUCUGCGACAUGGUCAGGGUUUGGAUUGUUCGCGUCUCGAAGAAACUGUUGGUCGAGUGA